AUGAAGUCUUCUCUUGUCAUGCUCUCGGCCGCCUUCGGCCUGGCCGCCGCUGUGCCUCGCCAUAACCACCAUGCUCACCACCAACACCACCAGGAAAUGAAGCGUGACGCUACUGUGACCGAGAACGUCGACGUCUACGUCGCUGGACCCACUGUCGUCAUGUACUCGCUCAAUGGCAACAUCAUCUCCGAGGCUGAUGUCCUUGAGGGCAUCAAANACGGUACUCUUGUCUGGGCUGACGGCGCUCCCUCCCUAGCCGCCCCCUCGUCCUCGGCUGUGCCCUCGACCUCUUCUAGCGUCGCCGCUCCCAGCACCACCCUGUUGACCUCGACCUCGUCCAGCUCUGCACCAGCUUCCACCUCGACCAGCGUCUCGAUCAGCACCAGUGUUUCCUCUUCCGCGCAAAGUGCAACAUCCUCUGCCGCUUCAUCUUCAUCCACUGGCCUGGACACUUCUUUCCCCGAUGGAGAGAUCGACUGCUCUGAUUUCCCCUCCGACUACGGUGCCGUCUCUCUUGACUACCUGGGUCUCGGUGGCUGGACUGGAGUUCAAUCACCCGGUUUCGGAAGCUCCCUCCUUGGAAUGCUCAACAUCAAGACCGUCACUCAUUCGACCUGCGGUGGCAGCAACUGCUGCUCCGAUGGCAUGUACUGCUCAUACGCCUGCCCUGCUGGUUACCAGAAGGCUCAUUGGCCCACUACUCAGGGCUUGACUGGUCAGUCCGUUGGCGGCCUUCUCUGCAAGAACGGCAAGCUCUACAAGACCAACCCCAACCACGACACUCUUUGCAUCACUGGUUCUUCUGAGGUCACUGUCCUUGUUCGCAAUGAGAUGUCCUCAAGUGCUGCUGUCUGCCGUACCGAUUACCCUGGAACCGAGAGUGAGACUGUGCCUGUUACCGCCAACCCUGGCAGUGUUGCAAACCUGACUUGCCCUGAUGCUACCUACUACGAGUGGACUGGCAAGACUACCUCUGCUCAGUACUAUGUCAACCCCGCUGGAGUCUCGGCCGAGGACGGCUGCCAAUGGGGACAUCCCUCAAACCCUUGGGGAAACUUUGCUCCUCUCAACCUUGGUGUUGGUUACUCUAACGGUGCUGCAUGGCUUGCAAUCUUCCAGAACGCUCCUACUACCGACGAAAAGCUCGACUUCACCGUCACUAUCGAGGGUGACAACAUGAGCGGCUACUGCAGAUACAAGGAUGGACAGUACUGCAGCGGCAAGAAUUACGACUCUUGCAGCUCCACCACUGGAUGCACCGUGAGUUUUGCUUCUUCUUUCAAAAAUGCCCUUUUACUAAUAUUGUGA
This is a messenger RNA of Aureobasidium musti, 1308 nucleotides long. The record is from the annotation of a GenBank genome assembly. Lineage: Eukaryota; Fungi; Ascomycota; Dothideomycetes; Dothideales; Saccotheciaceae.